This is a messenger RNA of Dichomitus squalens LYAD-421 SS1, 2274 nucleotides long. RefSeq names its product Cullin-domain-containing protein. The coding region runs from base 1 to 2274 and encodes 757 amino acids. The transcript has 9 exons. NCBI's taxonomy places the organism in Eukaryota, Fungi, Basidiomycota, Agaricomycetes, Polyporales, Polyporaceae. Gene Ontology annotation, molecular function: ubiquitin protein ligase binding. Gene Ontology annotation, cellular component: SCF ubiquitin ligase complex. The record is from RefSeq and is a predicted model, not a curated record. Gene Ontology annotation, biological process: protein ubiquitination; SCF-dependent proteasomal ubiquitin-dependent protein catabolic process.
AUGCCCCCGCCUAACGCGGAUCUCGCGACAACAUGGGCCUAUCUUGAGGAGGGUGUGGACCAUAUCAUGACCAAGCUCCAGACCGGUGUCUCGUACUCUAAGUACAUGAGUUUGUACACCGUGUCAUACAACUACUGCACGUCCUCCAAGAUGCAUGGGACGGGAGACGGUAGUGGCAUGGGACACCGUACGGGAGCCAACUUGAUGGGCUCUGAUCUGUAUAACAACCUGAUCCGCUAUUUUGUAAAUCACCUCAAGACUCUCAGAACAGCAUCCGACACGCUCCAGGACGAGGCGCUGCUGCGGUAUUAUGCCCAGGAGUGGGAUAGAUACACAACCGGCGCAAACUACAUCAACCGUUUGUUCACUUACCUCAAUCGGCAUUGGGUAAAGCGGGAACGGGACGAGGGCAGGAAGGGCGUUUAUCCCGUAUACACUCUCGCCCUCGUGCAAUGGAAGUCAAACUUCUUCCUUCAUGUACAGAGCAAACACCAGAAGCUCGCCGGGGCCAUUCUGCGGUUGAUUGAGCGUCAGAGGAACGGCGAGACGAUCGACCAAGGUCUUGUGAAGAAGGUCGUCGAUUCCUUCGUCUCUCUCGGUCUUGAUGAAAGCGACAUCAACAAGGUCUCCUACGAGGUGUACCGGGAGCACCUCGAGACCCCCUUCCUUGACGCUACCCAGAAGUAUUACCAGCAGGAGUCGAAGGCGUUCCUUUCGGAGAACAGCGUCGCAGACUACCUGAAGAAGGCCGAAGAGCGUCUGCGCGAGGAGGAAGACCGCGUCGAGCGCUACAUGAACACCAAUACCCGCAAGGCUCUCAUCAACAAAUGUGAACAGGUCCUGAUCCGGGAGCACGCGGAGCUCAUGUGGGACAGCUUCCAAGGGCUGCUCGACUACGACAAGGACGAGGAUCUGCAGCGAAUGUACGCUCUGCUUUCCCGCAUCCCCGAGGGUCUGGAGCCCCUUCGCAAGAGGUUCGAGGAGCACGUCAAGCGGGCGGGUCUCGCUGCCGUGCACAAGCUCAUCGGCGAGGGUUCCGGUGCUCAGGGCGCUCCGGAGGUUGAUCCCAAGGCUUACGUCGACGCCUUGCUUGAGGUGCACCAAAAGAACUCGGAGACGGUCACACGCAGCUUCCGGGGCGAGGCAGGCUUCGUUGCUAGUCUCGACAAAGCGUGCAGGGAGUUCGGCAACCGGAACGCUGCCACUGGCACGUCCACAACGAAGUCGCCUGAGCUACUCGCUAAGCACGCGGACGCGCUGCUUCGGAAGAACAAUAAGAUGGCGGAAGAAGAGGACCUCGAGGGCGCGUUGAACAAAGUGAUGAUCCUAUUCAAAUACAUCGACGACAAGGACGUGUUCCAGCAAUUCUACACGACGAAGCUGUCGAAGCGUCUUAUUCAUGGGGUGUCGGCGUCGGACGAGGCCGAGGCGAGCAUGAUCUCGAAGCUGAAGGAGGCGUGCGGUUUCGAGUACACCAACAAGCUUCAGCGCAUGUUCACGGAUAUGAGCCUAAGCAAGGAUCUCACGGACAACUUCAAGGAGCGUAUGCAGCAAAACCACGAUGACAUGGAUAUUACGUUCAGCAUCAUGGUCCUCGGCACAAACUUCUGGCCCCUCAACCCUCCCACCCACGACUUCAUCAUCCCGCAGGACAUCCUCCCUACCUACACUCGUUUCUCGCAGUACUACCAGCAGAAGCACUCGGGACGCAAGCUCACAUGGCUCUGGAACUACUCGAAGAACGAGCUCCGAACCAAUUAUCUGAACCAGAAGUACAUCCUCAUGACGAGUUCAUGGCAGAUGGCAGUACUUCUCCAGUACAACAAUAACGAUACGCUCUCGCUCGACGAGCUGAUCAACGCCACGGCGAUCAGCAAGGAUAUCCUCAAGCAGGUCCUUGCCGUGCUCGUGAAGGCGAAGAUCCUCAUCAACGAGGAGACGGAGCAGUACGACCUGAAUCCCAACUUCAAGUCGAAGAAGAUCCGUAUCAAUCUCAACACGCCUAUCAAGGCGGAGCAGAAGGCGGAGUCAACCGAUGUCCUGAAGACAGUCGACGAGGAUCGCAAGUACGUUAUCCAAGCGACCAUCGUCCGUAUAAUGAAGGCACGCAAGACGAUGAAGAACCAGGCCCUCAUUCAGGAAGUCAUUCAGCAGAUUUCUCAGCGAUUCACACCGAAGAUCCCUGACAUCAAGAAGGCCAUCGACCACCUGCUCGAGAAGGAGUACAUCGAGCGUGUAGAAGGCACUCGCGACACGUUCGCGUACGUUGCGUAA